Messenger RNA from Cryptotermes secundus, 1071 nucleotides. Its product is annotated as protein C10. Bases 233 to 577 code for a protein of 114 amino acids. Gene Ontology annotation, biological process: post-embryonic development. Lineage: Eukaryota; Metazoa; Arthropoda; Insecta; Blattodea; Kalotermitidae. The transcript is spliced from 3 exons. The record is from RefSeq and is a predicted model, not a curated record.
AUUUUUUGCAGCAACUCGCGGGAACUUGUGUGGUGGAAUCUCUGUAUAAUGUGUACUGCUGUGAGCGUAGUACGCAUAUGAAGUGCAUACGAAGCUAUAGUUCGAUUCGCUCAAUUGCUUAUUUGGCUUGCCCUGAGCGCCCUGAGCGGACGGAGCAACGUAGAUCGGGAAUGUUACGGUAGUUACUUCUUGUGGCAUAGGCUGACUAGGCUGUAGAUGACAAUUUAGUACCAUGUCGGAUAAUACAGAAUUUACUUCGGAAAACGCACGAGCUGUGUUGUCUAGUGUCUUGGAGGCAAUCAGUCUUCCUGAAAAUGCUGCUAAGCUUGGAGAAGCUAAAGACAAUGCUGGCAAUGACAUGCUGAAGAUGAUGCAGUUUGUCUUCCCUAUUGUUAUGCAGAUAGAAAUGGAUGUUAUAAAAGACUAUGGCUUUGCAGAGGGACGUGAAGGGAUUGUGCACUUUGCUCAAGUAAUACGAAUGCUAGAGAGAGAGGAUCCAGAGGUGGCACAUCUCCACGCACAAGUUCGUGCGAAUUUUCUGCCUCCAGUGUCUAUCAGUACUGAACCCUCAUCAUGAACCAUGAAUCAGAACUAUGAACAUGAAGGUCUGAGUAUUGGUUGUUGUGUGAGAUGUGUCUAACAUACUGCAUCAGGUGACUGGUUGUCAUCAGCCAUUUCUCUGUAUCAGUUUCAUAAAAGCAGAUUUGCUGAUGACUGUCUUGACAUGGCUUUAGUAUUUUAAGGCAGCUGCAGGAUUACAUGCAUUUUGAGUUUCUGUAUUCAAAGAACCAGCCAUCAGAGAAUGGUAUACAGGAACUUUGCCUAUUUUUCAGUAUUCCUUGGUUGAUGUUAAUUCUGCCAGUUUGUUACUGAAGUGUUGAUGGCUAUCACAUUAUACACUGCUUGAUAUAUUUGACAGUAUGGUAACCUGUUACUUAUAUCUUUUACUUGCAUGAUAUUAUGACCUGGUUAGACAUUACUCGCAGAAAAAUGGUAUAACAUUGUAGACUUACUGUAGCUUAUUGAGUUGUUAGGCAUUAAAUUAAACUCUGAAUACAAAUUUGAAAUUCA